GCGGCGUUCCAGGGCCCGCGCCUGCGCAGUGGGCGUGGGCUGGCGCGGGGAGGCGGAGGAUGCCCCUGAAGUUAUUUUUAAUGUCGGGCCGGCCGCGGGUGACGUAGCGCGGAGUUGGGGGCAGCGGCGCCCCGUCAGCCCCGGAGCCUCUUCGCCGCCGCCGCCGCCGCCAUGCAGGGAGCCCGGCCGGGGACGGAGGCCGCCUGAGCGCCGCGAUAAAAUGCACUUUGUCAUCCGGGGAGCGAGUUUGGAGCCGCUGCAUUUGGAGACGGUGGGCUGAGCCAUCAGCUCCGCCAGCACCUGGAAGGAAGCCGAGUCCGUGACGCUUUCUUCGUUCUCCGACAGACCCCAGACCCCUUGCCCCGACUUCAGAGGCAGGGGGCAGUCUCAGAAGAGUGAAGCCUUCUGUCCGUCAGGAAAGGCUGCUGUGUUGGGUUUUCUCAGUGUUUUCCUCCUUGGAGACUGUUUCACUAGUCUAGACAAUGCCAUGAAUGGCGGCAGUGCUUUUUGCUCACCAGCCAAGCACCCCGUGCCCCGUGGAGUUCGGUAGAGGGGGCCUCGGCCGCCCACGAUCUCGCCAUGGCUGGUAGCGGUUACACAGACCUGCGAGAGAAGCUGAAAUCAAUGAUGCCUUACCGGGACAACUACAAGAGCAGCGGCCAGAGGGACUCCUCUGAGCCUCCCUACGGUGCAGCCGGCGGAACCGCCAAGCGCAAAUACCGGAAGGACUCUGACUCAGAGCCCAGCGAUUGCGAGGAGCGCCAGCGGGAGGAAGAGGAGGCCAAGAAAGUGAAGAGCGGCAUCCAGCAGCUCCGCCUCUUCAGCCCCGAGGAGUGCACCAAGAUCGAAUCCCGCAUCGACGAGGUGGUUUCUCGGGCCGAGAAGGGGCUGUACAAAGAGCACACGGUGGACAGGGCCCCGCUCCGGAACAAGUACUUCUUCGGGGAGGGCUACACGUACGGGUCGCAGCUGCAGCGGCGGGGGCCCGGCCAGGAGCGGCUGUACCCCCAGGGGGAGGUGGACGUCAUUCCCGAGUGGGUCCACGACCUGGUCAUCCGGCGGCUGGUGGAGCACCGGGUCAUCCCGGAGGGCUUCGUGAACAGCGCCGUGAUCAACGACUACCAGCCGGGGGGCUGCAUCGUCUCCCACGUGGACCCCAUCCACAUUUUCGAGCGGCCCAUCGUCUCCGUGUCCUUCUUCAGCGACUCGGCCCUCUGCUUUGGCUGCAAGUUCCAGUUCAAGCCCAUCCGCGUCUCCGAGCCGGUCUUCUUCCUGCCCGUGAGAAGAGGGAGCGUCACUGUGCUCAGUGGUUAUGCAGCCGAUGAAAUUACACACUGCAUUCGGCCGCAAGACAUCAAGGAGAGAAGAGCCGUCAUCAUCCUUCGGAAAACCAGACUAGACGCCCCCCGGGUGGAGACGAGAUCCCUGAGCAGCUCCGUGCUGAUGCCUGGCUACGCCUCGGACCGCCUCUCUGGAAGCAACAGGGACCUCGUCUUGAAACCAAAGAGGUCUCAUCGCAAAGCAGAUCCAGAUGCCGCUCAUCGGCCUCGGAUUUUAGAAAUGGAUAAAGAAGAGAACAGACGGUCGGUCCUCUUGCCGAAGCACAGGAGGCGGAGUCACUUCAGUUCGGAGAACUAUUGGCGAAAGUCUUAUGAAUACACGGAGGACUUAGAUGAAGAAGAGGAGGACGGGAGCCCAGCCCGGAAAGUGAAAAUGAGGCGGCAUUGAGAGAGCGUCGUCUUCCUGUCCCCCACCCACCGUUCCUCCCCUGGGACUUGGAGCUGCGAGAUUGGCAUUCAGGCUGUGAAAUCUUAUUCCCCUUCCCUUCCCCUCCCACUGGCGAUUUCUCAUCCAGCUUCAUUUUGUAUCCCUCCUUCCUGGCCAUUCUGGAUUUUUUUUUCAAGGAAUAGCCGACAUGGAUCUGGCUUUCGCUUCGCUUCGUCUCACCACCAAGGCCGCCCCCGUGCCGACUGUCCUUUUUGGGGCCCCGCCGGGCAAGUGCGCACAUCCCCCAAAAAGGGGAGGGCCGCUUCCUUUCCCUCCCCCUCUUCUCCCCAGUCAAAAGCUGCGUUCUGCAAGGUGUUUGGGCUGGAGUGGAUUUAGCGUAUGCCAAAAAAAAAAAUGUUACGUCUUUUCAGUUUGCCGAAGGGUUAGAAAAAAUAUUCACCGUGCUCCGGCGCCACCGCUACUGCUUACCUGUCCAGAAUACAGCCUUCAAUCCCCCCCCCCCUUCUGAUCCCCACGCUGCAUGCUGCAAGAUGCUCUCUCUAGGGGAUGUCUUCGCUCCACCCGGCACCAAAGGGCUCCGGGUCUCUUAAGCUGGCUACCAUGUUGAUUUUACUUUUCCUCCUGUUGCUCUGUCUGAGAGGAAAUCUAAAGCUUGGCAAAUACCACCAUCCCUUUUUCUUUUUACGGCACACCUGAAGACAAAUACGUUUAGGACGUGUUGCACUUUAGCGUCAGGGUUUUAUUACCCCUUCUGUCCCCCUUCCCGUUCCCUUCCCAUCCCGGCUGGCAAGCACCUAUUUUUUUUCCUGCACUUCUAAUGAAAUAGGAUGCAGUCUUUGUGAAGGAUUCUCGGGCUCUCCACAGUGUUGGAGCAGCCUUCCGAGGUAGAGGGGCAGGAGCGAAGAGCAGAGAGCCGGGCGGCGGGCUGGAAGCCUUAGCUCUUUCAGAGCCCUUCACACUAACAGCAUAGGCCCCGAUCCACUGGGCACGUCUCCUGCACCCGCCUCGUUCCAGAGAAGGAGAAAAGCGCAACAGAGCUUGCGUUUGUUUUGUUUUGUUACGAGGUUUGCUCUGGAGACGUCCCCUGUGGCUUGCGCCUGUAACUUUUUUUGUUCUGGUCGUUUUUACAAAAAGAGAUGUCUGUUUUCACCUGAGGGUUGGGGCCCACUGGCCUUCUUGGGUGCCUGUCUUUUGAAGCAGACCGGUAUGGGGUAAUUGCAGGUUUUAAGAACCGGGGUUUGGGAAGAGGGGCCGGAUGUUUCUCGAACGUCCCGAGCAACACUCUGCGUCUCUGCUGCUUCUGGGAGUCACCUGCCUUCUGCCAAACAGGGAGGGUUCGCGCCAGCCCACGCGGCCAAUUCAGGAGGGCAGACAAACUGGCGGAGGUUGUUCUCGUCGAGCGUUGCGCUUCUGCAAGAUCUAGGCUCACGUGGCAAGCGCGCCAAUCCUUCCUUCCUUGGACUGCGAGGUCUCAAAUCCAAAGGCAGUUUUCCCUCAGGGUGCGUCAGCCUGCCCCUCUGAUCUGGUUAAUAACCAUUUAAAUCCUAUUGCUUACAUUUUGCGGCCCUAGCAAAUUAGCUUCUGUUACCACCAGUGUUUAAUUUUUAAAAAAUAUAUAUAUCAAUUCACCUCCCAACAGCUGUGCCUUUUGUUGUCCUAGGCUGAUGGGAGUUGUCACAGUUGGAGUCCCAGGUUGUUGCUUGGGACCUAAAUUUUAUUAAAAAAAAACACGUUUCCCCUUCUCCCCAAUUCUCCAAAUCCUGGUGUUUUGGGCACUCAAACACUAGUAACAGUAGACUGGAUUUUAAGUCUCUUUUUCUCGGCCGCAGGGUUUUCUUCUGUUUUCCCCCCAGUUCUCUGUGCCUUCUUACAAUCAGUAUAUCUAUUCAGUUUGUUCAGAACCAGAACAUGUGACAUAUAUUGUUCCUCACAUCACAGUGGGAAUUACUUUCUCGGGCAGAAGGCACCCGGCACCUCUACCUCCUUGCUCCCUCGCUGCCUUUUUAUUUUGGUGUUUUAACUCCGCCUCUUGUCAAGGAAAGCCCGUCAAGCGGAGGGCAGAGUUGGCAUUCUGGGGGCCAAGAGACGCGGCAGGUCUUCCACACUUUACUGCACGGCCUCGGGUGCGGUAGGGAUCCUUAGUGGACCCUUCCUCAGGCAGUGAGGCGAGGACGUGGGUCCCGCCAUUUUUAUUUUCGCCACGUGCACAUUACCCAUUGGUAAAAAUCAGCUUGUGGCGUCUGUUAUAGAGGGGUGCUAUCUUGCGCUUGGAAUUGUCUGCUGGGAUAAACCACUGCUGCUCCAAGUAAGACGCCAGAUUGGGGUUUGACUUUUCCAAAAGGAGGUGAGGCGGGGAGUAUCCCUCUCCUCCAUUUCUGGUCCAGACAGCGCACCAAUGAGUUCCCAGCAGUUCUAAGGUGGAAAAUGUUGACGGACUAGUCGAUUUCUAGUUUUUUAAUGCUGUUAGUGUGAGGUUUGGUGGUGGCGGCAGCUGCUGCUAAGGAAUCCGACCCCUUGUGUUUAAGCUGCCUUGAAAUAUUCACUGGCUCCCUCCUCUCACGAUCACCCGGCUUUUUUUUUUUUAAGCGCCAAAUGCAAUUUAAUGUCUCAGGAGGCAGAAUUCCUGUUUGCUCCGAAAGGUGGCCGGCACUUCUGCUCCCUCGCUCCUUUUCCCUCCCAAGCACACACUUAAGAUAAAAAAACUAAAUAGAAAAUAAAGCUCUGGCUGACGUUUGUGUUUUUUUUUUAAUAAAAUGAAAUCUAAUUUUUUUGUUACAAAUGAAAAAAACGUGGCAAUAUUUUUUUCUGUAACUUUUCAUAGGACAAAAGUGUGAUUUGUAAACAAAUUGUACAGUUCUGAAGUUUGAGAUACGCAAAAUUAAAAAAAAAUAACCGUACUGCGUGGGGCACGCUGUAAAUGGGGGCGGGCGGGAUGGGGAGAGAUUAUUUUCCGUACAGUACAGUGUAUUUGGGGAGAAAUCUUUUAAUUCUGGUUGAUUUAGGAAGAACUAUAGUUCCCUGUCAGGGUUUGAAAUCUUUUUUUUCCUUGUAUAGAAUGCUGCAUUUAAGUAAAUAAAAUCAAAGCAUCACUUGA
Sphaerodactylus townsendi is the source of this 4822-nucleotide messenger RNA. It is a transcript of the gene ALKBH5, whose product is annotated as alkB homolog 5, RNA demethylase. Gene Ontology annotation, cellular component: nucleus. Bases 580 to 1728 code for a protein of 382 amino acids. Gene Ontology annotation, molecular function: oxidative RNA demethylase activity. Gene Ontology annotation, biological process: mRNA processing; mRNA export from nucleus. The record is from RefSeq and is a predicted model, not a curated record. Lineage: Eukaryota; Metazoa; Chordata; Lepidosauria; Squamata; Sphaerodactylidae. The transcript has 5 exons.